Molecule: messenger RNA, 1908 nt
Organism: Arthroderma uncinatum
Lineage: Eukaryota; Fungi; Ascomycota; Eurotiomycetes; Onygenales; Arthrodermataceae
Product: palmitoyltransferase akr1
Exons: 5
Coding region: 1-1908 (635 amino acids)
Biological process (GO): protein palmitoylation
Cellular component (GO): Golgi membrane
Molecular function (GO): palmitoyltransferase activity; protein binding
Source: RefSeq, a predicted model, not a curated record
AUGUCGCCCAACAAUGGACUCGGCAGCUCGCCGCUGUCUACCCCCAGCUCGUCCUCAACCUCGACAGGUAGCAUGGCCGCGAAAUCCCCUUUACCGCCAGACACCGCGAGCGGCGUCGAACUGAAGCCCAUGAAGGCCCCGAAAAUCGCGGACCCGAUUCCUCUCGAGUACGAUAUUAUGCAGCUGGCUAGGCUUGGUGAAAUCGCUGCGAUCAAGAAGCUCUACGAUAGCGGGAAGUACGAUAUCAGUUGUCGUGACGAGGAGGACAUAACCCCAUUACAUUGGGCUGCUAUAAAUAAUCGCUAUGAGCUUUGCAAGUUCCUCCUCGAUUCUGGCGCCGAUGCCAACGUCAAGGGCGGCGAGUCUGUCGCAACGCCUGCCAUGUGGGCUGCCCAGAGAUGUCACUACUAUAUCGUCCAUCUCCUGCUUCAAUACGGAGCCGAUCCUCUCUUGACCGAUAUCCAGGGCUUCAAUAUCCUUCAUUUGGCUACUAUAGACGGAAAUGCAUUCUUACUGGUCCUGCUCCUCCACCAGGAGAUUCCAGUUGAUGUUGCUGAUCCUCAGGGGCAUACUGGCCUGAUGUGGGCAGCCUACAAGGGGUUUCCGGCCUGUGUCGACGUCUUCUUAAGAUGGGGUGCGGAUGUUAAUGCGACAGAUGAAGGAGGCUUAACGCCGAUCCACUGGUCCCUAGUCAAAGGGUCUACCGCCUGCGUUCAGAAGAUAAUAGAGUACGGCGCGGAUAGGUUUGCUGAGACAAAGGAAGGCAAGAGUCCGGCUACUGUUGCUGACGAAAUGAAGACAACUAAUGUAUGGCAUCAUGCGCUGAGAGAGUGUGGCUAUAAGCCCGACGGAACCAGUUCGGCUGCGCCGUCUGUUAUCGGCCAUGUUCUGCGAUCGCCGCUACAUAUGGCCAGAUUCUACUUCCUUUUGCCUUUUGCUGCCCUACCGGCUGUUCUGAUUAUCCUGAGCUCCCUGUCGAUAUAUGUCUCUAUUCUUGCCACGCUCCUCUUUAUGUUUGGUGUCCAUUUGCUUAUAAAGUGGGUUUCGAAAAGAGGCCCAUUGGACUUUAGAGUGCUUCAGAGGACGGCAUUCCCGGCUGGGGUUUUUGCAGCGUCUGCGUUCUGGGUUGCGUUGCGAUGGUUGCACGUUAUUCUACCUAAUACAUACUCCUCCUCCCCCUUUCUGAAUUUAAUUUUCCUUGUUUUGUUUGCAUUAAUGACCUACUUUUACACAUACGCUAUGAUUGAAGACCCUGGGUUUGUCCCGAAAUUGAGCAGCCGGAACGAACAGAAAGCUGUCAUCACGGACCUUAUUGAUGAUUGGAAUUACGAUGAGGACCAUUUCUGUGUUCCUUAUUAUUCUGCUAUUGUUCCAGCUGGCGAGAAAACAACAUGCAAUUUCAUCUCUCCGUGGCUCUGCAACCUGAUUGAGACAGAUACAUACACUUUCAUUCUAACUAUUUGGACCGCUCUUCAGCUUGUCUGGGUUACCAUGCUUACCUUCGUUCAACUAUACCAAAUAUCCAGAGGCACGACCACUUUUGAGGUCAUGAGAGGCCAUGGACACGGGUUCAGCCACAAGACUCCUGCAUCUGCAAAUCAAGCUGCAUCAACAAUCGGAGGCAAGAAGCAUUCGCAUUCCUCUUGCUUCACCAAGUGGAAGAGCCUGUUUGGGUUCGACGCGUUCAUGGCAGCAGCUCAAGACGGGCUCCAGGACGGCCAAGGCCAAAGGCAACGACAAAACCCGUUCUCGCAUGGAAUCAUCCGCAACUGUCAAGAUUUCUGGUGUGAUCCAGCGCCAUAUUUCGGCCAGCGGCAAGCUGGAAGUUCGAUGCUUGGAGGGACGGUUGUGAAUUACUACAAGAUGUAUGAUGCGGAACUGUUGGAGUAUUCAGGGGGGCGAGUCUAG